This is a messenger RNA of Sparassis crispa, 1491 nucleotides long. Its product is annotated as ACBP-domain-containing protein. Gene Ontology annotation, biological process: fatty acid metabolic process. The record is from RefSeq and is a predicted model, not a curated record. The transcript has 7 exons. The coding region runs from base 1 to 1491 and encodes 496 amino acids. NCBI's taxonomy places the organism in Eukaryota, Fungi, Basidiomycota, Agaricomycetes, Polyporales, Sparassidaceae. Gene Ontology annotation, molecular function: fatty-acyl-CoA binding.
AUGGAUUCCCGACAGCUCAUCGACGCACAAUUCGACCGUGCGGUAGAAAUCGUGCAGAGCCUGCCCAAGAAUGGGCCAAUACAGACCGGUUAUGAGGAGAAGCUCACGAUGUACAGUCUGUACAAACAAGCUACUGUCGGAAAUGUCCAAACUCCCCGUCCAAGCGUUUGGGACAUGCUAGGGAGGGCCAAAUGGGAUGAAUGGGCGAAACACAAGGAUCUCGAUCCGUAUGAGGCCAAGUGGAAAUACGUAGAGGCAUUGCUUAAGGUUUUGCGGAGAUACUCGGAUAAGACGAUUGCCAUGGACUUGGUGCGGGAGCUGGAGUCAUAUUCUGGAGAUCCCUCGAAUAUGGUGAUGAGUGCAUCAUUCUCGAAGUCAACAAGAUCCUCCUCUUCUGGCUCGACCACGUCAGACGACCAUCCACUCUACGAGUUGGGGAAUAUACCUGCUCAUAUCAGAAACACCCAAACGAACAUCCAAGCUUCUCUACCACCUCCUGGACCCCAGGUUGACCAGAGCAGUUCGGAAGACGAGGAAGCGGGGGACCAGGUGCCACCUGUAUCCUCUGCGUAUGCUCAGAGUCAGGCGGACCGUCCUCAAUCUUCUCUGUCCACGCAUCGCUAUCGCACCCCUGCGCGGUAUCGCACCCCUGCCACACGUUCCCUCAUUCAUUCACCUCCAAUACCAAUUUCGAGCGUGCCUGCAACCCAACCUCACUCAGAAUAUCAGGCUCAGUCCGCAUUCGGAGAGCCAGUGAAUGCUGCGUCUACGCCACCUCAUCCGAGGAUUAUAUCCACCUCCUCUGCCAGCGACGUGGUUGGUCCUGGCCACACAUUUUCCGCACGUCCAUCCUUCAGACCACCCAGCCAGCCAUACUACCCAAGACCGUACUCUCUUCAGAGUGGUAUCCCGCGCCCGCCGUCCCGCCAGGCUCUGGAGCGCGCUAUCGAAGGCGUCCAGGUGCACCUCGCAGCCCUGACGGAGCGAAUAGAAGUGCUCGAGAACUCGAUACACCGUUCCACCGUAUCCGUGGUCUCCGCACGGGACUCGCGGUCUCCUCGGUGGAGGAGCGCCGAUCACCGAGACCUGGGUGGACAGUCCGAGCGCAUCGAGUGGGAUCUGGACGAUAUGGGAAUGUGGUCAAUUGUCAUUCGUCCCUUGACGCGUGUUGUUGCGCUGUUCAAACACCUCCUCGCUUUCAUUGUGCAGACUCAGAACAACUCCCCAGUGCUGGUGAUCGUGCGCCGUUUAUUUUUGGACAUCUCGUUCAUGCUUUGCGUGCUUGCCGUGUUUAAGGUUGCGUGGAGAAGAAGUGGCAUGCGACGGAAGGAGGUUGUUGCUGCUCUUGCUGGAUUGUGGCGAGCGGUCGUUGGUCACAAGCAGCCGCGAGUAAUGCUUAUGUUUUGUUGGAAAUUAUUGUCGUCUGAUCUCGCACUGUUACAUCGACAUUGCAAGCGACCUGUAUACACCUCGAAUUCUGCGAUUCACUAG